CUCGAGAGGGGAAACAAAACGACUUGGUUUGUUAAGCCAGCGGCUCUCGAGCUGAGUAAUGUUGGCGAAACUCAUCUGCGACGUGUAUGCAGUGAACACUAGUUAACUAAUAUUAUUCUUUCCAUUCUCCAGCAGUGCUUAGUGUUGCUCAUUUGUUUAUAGUUAGUUAGUUAGUUUAUACUAACUAUAUACGUUAGUUUAUUUGAUGUUUCGUGAUAACUUAGCUUAUUAGCGAUUGAUUAGAAAGCAUGCGGUUGUUUGGUGUAUUCGUUGGUUAACUAGAGUUCCUGUUGGUAUUAAAGUUAAGAGCAGUAACUGUGGUGUGAUGAGAGACAUGGCAAACUUUCAUAUCGCGAUAUUUCACCGUCAUGUUACAUGAGCAGAACAGGAACAACGAAAUCUUGAAUUCUGUAUAGCUUUAUUUGAAUCGUGGAAAGGGCAAAAGGUCAAGCGUCAGAAAUCUUAGGUACUGAUAAUGUUCCAGUAUCACUAUUCUAAUGGUCUAGACCAGGGGUUCCCAAACUUUUCCAGGGUAAGGCCCCCGAGAUGGCAUUAACAUUUGACCGAGGCCCCCCUUUGGCAAGAUGUCUUUAAAACACUUAAAAAAUACAGACUUCUGAAUAUAUCCCACCUUUUUAAAAAAAAUUAAUAAUUACAUCUUACAUUUUACUAACAUUUAUGUUAGAUUAGGAAUUGAUUGUGUGUGUGUGUGUGUGUGUGUGUGUGUGUGUGGUUGUCUGAGAGUGAGAAAGAGAAAAUCAUGUAUUUAUUUAUUUUUCACACCAAGUUGUUGAGGACCCCCGGGCGCCCCCUGGCGGCCCCCACUUUGAAACCCACUGGUCUAGACCUUGUGUAAGGUGAUUACUCCUUGCUUUUACUUUUGCUCAUGCCUAGACUCUCUGAUUAUGGCCACUGGAAAUCAUGCUGGGAACGAUGCAGAAGUCCACAGGCUCAAGCAAGCCAAGGCCCUCGAUCUUUUCCACCCGAGAAGCACUCCUGCAGAUGAAGAGAACAUGAGGGAGAUUUCCAGUGGGGCGUUGCAUGCACAACUACAGCAAAGUAAAACGAGCGGUGAGCAAGAAGACGUGUCAUUCAGUUCUGCAUCCUGCGGUCCGGCUGCGACCGUCGUCGGCAGGCAGACCGUCUGACAUGGCCAAUAAGGAGAAUGAGCUGACGUGUGCCGAGGACGUGCAGGGCGUUCACUAUAAGGACAAGUGUGCGUUCCCUGUGAACUCGACAGACGCCUCUAAAAUGGCAGGAGCUGGCUCCAAGUACAGUGACUACUUCACUGAGUUAUCCAGGGACCAUGACACGAUGACUCAUGCGCUCUUUGGGAGGAAUCUCAGGUUAAAUGUGGCUUUGACACUUUGGCGAAGAAAUGCUAGUGAACUAGUGGCUUAUUUGAUCAGAAUACAAGACACAGGGGUUCUGGCUGACUGUCUUCCUGUUCUCACAAAAAGCCUUCAAGAAGAAGAGUCAUGUGUUUCCAUUGGUUGCUGUGUUGACCUUUUACCGCAAGUGAAGACAUUACUUCUUCGCAGAUAUGAAGUGCACCUCACUGUGGCUUUGCACUGGGUUCAGUCGGUUGUUAAGAAAUGGUGGCCUGACCUCUCAUCUAAUGGGAAAACUCUGCAAGAUUGCUGUUCGAAUGAGAAAAAUGUUCAGGCCAUGCGAAAGCUGCUGCUUGAUCUUUGGGAUGAUGCGUGUCCGUUAUUCUCAAUACCUGGAACUGUGGGGGAACUAAGCAAGGACGUUGAAUCCUAUCUGUCACAGUUGCGCUGAUUUCUUGAUGUAGAACACUCGAGGAAAUGACCACUACAUGCACUUGCUGCGGUUUUCAAAGCUGCUGUUUGAACAGCGAGAUAAACUGAGUCUUUGUGUCACUCCACAAGAGGACGUGACUCGACGGCGAAUGGGGAGACAGAUGAACUGACCAAUUCAGACCCUCCCUAUAUCCAAACUGGAGACAUGUCUUAAAGGGUAAAGCCCUUUCCUGUAAAACCCUGACUGCUUCACAUUGAAGUGGACUUUUUUCUUUUCUUUUUUUUUUUUUUCUCAUUAGUGGCACUCAGUCAACUCUAUGAGACUGUAAGAAUCAGGUAACUCACAGAAGUGCCAUGGAGAAGUUUGAACUCAAAUUCUCAGUGCCACAAUGUGCACUUGCUGAAGUGGAUUUGGCGUACCGUGUCCUGAGUCAGCUCCUCGUACAAUGUCUUACCAAUGAAGAGUUUGUAGUCCUACAGUCUUAAGUUAUUGAAGCUUUCACUGUCUUCUGCUUGUUCGUGGAUGAAAUGAUUGUGCAUCGUGGUGAUUUUCUUUUAAUCAACUUCUAAAUAAAUUUGCUAAAUUUGCCAAA
Ictalurus furcatus (blue catfish) is the source of this 2356-nucleotide messenger RNA. It is a transcript of the gene katnbl1, whose product is annotated as katanin p80 subunit B-like 1. Gene Ontology annotation, cellular component: nucleolus. The record is from RefSeq and is a predicted model, not a curated record. The transcript has 8 exons. Gene Ontology annotation, molecular function: microtubule binding. NCBI's taxonomy places the organism in Eukaryota, Metazoa, Chordata, Actinopteri, Siluriformes, Ictaluridae. Bases 1042 to 1782 code for a protein of 246 amino acids.